UUGGUCCCAGCUCUGCUUCCACUCAAAUCUGUAAGGAUCCCUGUGGCAGUAAAAGAAUGGCCCAGCCCACAUAGUUGUUCUGGGCCCUCAUGAUUGGUUCCUUAAUAGGAUUUAGGAUGUUCAGAUUUGCGAUGGCCUGUCUUAGAGCAGAGUAGCAUGUCACAGGAAGAAUUAAUCCAUACUUUAUCUGAAAGUUGUAUCCCCAGCCAUUUGGUUUUUAGCAAACUUUUCAUGUUAAGAACCUGACGUAGGAAUAGUUUCUAUUAAAACGGUUCUUCCAGAGUAAUUUUUUCAUUAUUUCAGAUUAUAUCCCUUAGUUUGAACAUAGUUUUUAAAUCCAAUGAUUCAGACAUGGUCCAGUGCAUAUUUGAAAUAAAAUAGACAAAGUCAAGAUUCCGAUCACUUAGGUUCUAACACAUAAAAGCCUUAUAAAAUAAUACAAAAAAAUUCUUCACAAAUUAUCCCCAACUACAGGAAUGGAUUCGUAACUUUAAGGGCUAAACUACCCUGAACUGUUGUGUAGAGCUGAAUCUAGUGUCCCACACAUCUUUGUGCUUUUUACCUCCUCCCCCCCUUAAAAAGGGGGGCAGGGGAUGAUAAGGCACACAAACCUUCAUUCCAAGAGGGUGGAGUCUUGGAGUCUCGGUUCUCUGGCUCCCUGACACUGCUCCAGAGGUAGUCAUUUGUUCUUGUUCUACAUUUGGCCUGCUGUUAUCACUUUCCUCACUACUUUAAAUCCUAUUUUAUCUGUUGCCUAGUAUACUCUGAUACUUGUUAAAAUAUUUUAACAGCUAUUUCCAGAGGGAGCUUUAAUAAAAUUCUGUGAUUAAUCCUCUGAAUGUAAACGUGAAUGUACUAGAACAAAGCAUCCUGAGUGUUUAAUAGAGCACAACCCAAUGGUUCAAAACAUAAUGUGGCUUUCAGUUUUCUAUAAACAUUAGUUUUGAUAUGCUCUUCACUUGUUACUUCUUUCUGUAUGCACUGUCUGUUUCUUAAAUUGCACAGUUGUCCAUGAAAUUCAUAAAAAUUUGAAUAAGACAAAAUUUUUGGAUUUUUGUAUAACACAAAUUUUUAGCAGCAUAUGGACAUGUAUGUGAUAGUUAUGAGAUUUGCUUAGUAUUUUUACCAAAAAGGUAUCCCUGUAGAUAGUGUUUUUUAAAUUUGAAAUAUUAAAUAGGUUAAAAGUCAUCCAUAAUCUUAUUAAACUUUUUCGUAUGAUAUCAGAAGUGAAAGUUCCCCCACCUCUGUUUAUGGCUUGUUUGUAUGCUUCCUGACUUUAUGUUAUAUGAAUAUACAUGCGCAUAUAAUUUCCAUUUUUGCUUAAUAACAACACAACAAUAACAAACUAUACACACUGGUGACUGACUUGCUUUUUUCACGCAUGUCAUGGACCAUCUCCCAGGUCAGUGCAUCUAGACAUCCCUCAUUCAUUUUAAUGGCUGCAUACUCCACUUAUGGAUGUACUGUAUUUCUACAACCAGUCCCCUAUUGAUGGACAUAUGGUUGUGUCUAGUUUUUUGCUAGCAUUAUAAUAGGUUAGAGGCUGUAAUGAAUAGUAAGGAAGUGUAGGUAGCACUACUUUAAAGAAAACAGAAUAAACUUCCUUUGCCAUAGUCACUUAAAUGAAAUUUAAUAAAAACACUGUCAAAAGUUGAGAGGACCAAAAUUGAUACUUUUUCUCUGAUCUUUUUGCCAUGUGUAUAUCUGAAUUCUUUGUUUUUAAAGAAGAAACAGCAUUGAAGCAUUAUUUGGGGGGAAAAACACACACACAAAAUCCAGCAACUCAACAUUCAUGAGCAACUCAUUACUAUACCAGUAUGUGCCUGUGCAGUGGAAGGAAAACAAUUUUGGAAAUAUAUCCUGGACAGUUCCAGCCAUCUCUCUGUCACAAAUUCAUAGCUUUGUCAGAUAAGGAAGGAAAACUACUUCGCAACUAUACUCAGAACAUAGAUACACUGGAACAGGUUGCAGGAAUCCAAAGGAUAAUUCAGUGUCACGGUUCCUUUGCAACAGCGUCUUGCCUGAUUUGUAAAUACAAAGUUGACUGUGAAGCUGUACGAGGAGAUAUUUUUAAUCAGGUGGUUCCUCGAUGUCCCAGGUGCCCAGCUGAUGAACCACUUGCUAUCAUGAAACCAGAGAUUGUUUUUUUUGGUGAAAAUUUACCAGAACAGUUUCAUAGAGCCAUGAAAUAUGACAAAGAUGAAGUUGAUCUCCUCAUCGUUAUUGGGUCUUCCCUGAAAGUAAGACCAGUAGCACUAAUUCCAAGUUCCAUACCCCAUGAAGUGCCUCAGAUAUUAAUUAAUAGGGAACCUUUGCCUCAUCUGCAUUUUGAUGUAGAGCUUCUUGGAGACUGUGAUGUCAUAAUUAAUGAAUUGUGUCAUAGGUUAGGUGGUGAAUAUGCCAAACUUUGCUGCAACCCUAUAAAGCUUUCAGAAAUUACUGAAAAACCUCCACGAACACAAAGAGAGUUGGCUCAUUUGUCAGAAUUGCCACCCACACCUCUUAAUAUUUCAGAAGACUCAAGUUCACCAGAAAGAACUUCACCACCAGAUUCGUCCGUGAUUGUCACACUUUUAGACCAAGCAACAAAGAGUAAUGUUGAUGAUCCAGAUGUGUCCAAAUCAAAAGAUUGUAUGGAAGAAAAAUCACAGGAAGUACAGACAUCUACUAGGAGCUUUCAAAGUGUUACUGAACGGUUGGGAAGUCCGUAUUUGAAGAAUGUUGGCUCUGAUACUGGGGAGAAAAAUGAAAGAACUUCAGUUGCUGAAGCAGUAAGAAAGUGCUGGCCAGCUAGACUCGCAAAGGAGCAGAUUAGUAAACGGCUUGAUGGUAAUCAGUAUCUGUUUUUACCACCAAAUCGUUACAUUUUCCAUGGCGCUGAGGUAUAUUCAGACUCUGAAGAAGAUGUCUUAUCCUCUAGCUCUUGUGGCAGUAAUAGUGAUAGUGGAACAUGCCAGAGUCCAAGUUUAGAAGAACCCAUGGAGGAUGAAAGUGAGAUUGAAGAAUUCUACAAUGGUUUGGAAGAUGAUGCUGAUGUUAAUGAGAGAGCUGGAGGAACUGGAUUUAGAGCUGAUGGAAGUGAUCAAGAGGCAGUUAAUGAAACUAUAUCCACGAAACAGGAAGCAACGGACAUUAACUAUUCAUCAAACAAAUCAUAAUGUAAUAAUUGUCCAGGUACAGGAAUUGUUCCACCAGCAUUAGGAACUUUUAGCAUGUCAAAAUGAAUGUUUACUUGUGAACUCAAUAGAGCAAGGAAACCAGAAAGGUGUAAUAUUUAUAGGCUGGUAAACUAGAUUGUUUUUUUCAUGCGUAAUUUUUAACUUCCUUAUUUCUGUACUUGUACACUCAACACUAACUUUUUUUAAAAGAAAGGUACUAAGUAUCUUUAAUCAGCUGUUGGUCAAGACUUUCUUUUAAAAGUUCAUUUGUAUGAUACAUCCAUCUGUAUAUAUAAUUUUGUUUUUGCCUAGUGAAGUUUCAACAUUUUAAAGUUUUCAAAAAAGCCAUUGGAAUGUUAAAUUAAUGUAAAGGGAACAGCUUAUCUAGACCAAAGAAUGGUAUUUUCACACUUUUCUUUGUAACCCUCAAAUCUCUGUUCUGCUAAACUUUUGAUUCUUUAUUAGCACAAUUACCUAUUUUUAAACACUGGCAUUUUCAAAAACUUGUGGCAGCUAACUUUUUAAAAAUCUCAUGACAUGCAAUGUGAGUAGAGGGAAGUCAACACUAUGUGGGAGAGCACUCAGUUGUCUUAGCUUUUUAAAGUAAGACUUGGUGCUAAGAGUUUCAGGAAUAUUGUAUUGUUCAAAUGAAGAUGGCUUUUGUACUUCCUGUGGACAUGUAGUAAUGUCUAUAUUGGCUCAUAAAACUAACCUGAAAAACAAAUAAAUGCUUUGGAAACGUUUCAGUUGCUUUAGAAACAAUAGUGCCUGUCUGGGUCCCCUUAAUUUGAGAAUAUUUGCCAUUGUUUAAAUACCUGUCACUGUGGUAGAGCAUGCACUGAUCCUUUCCCACAAAAGUAUUAAACUGCCAAGGUGUGAAUAUGCAAAGUCUUUAUGAAUCUAUAAUAAUGGUACUUCAACUGGGGAGAGUGUAAUAUUUUGGACUGCUGCUUUUCUUUUCCAUUAAUGAUGAGAGCAACAGGCCCCUGAUUAUACAGUUCCAAAGUAAUAAGAUGUCAAUUAUAACUCAGCCAGUAAGUACAUGUCUCCUGUUGGGAGGAUUUGGUGUAAUAAACACCAAACUGUUAGCCUAGUAUUAUGGAGAUGAACAUGAUGUAGCUUGUAACAGCAGAACAGUUAAUGAAUGAACCUAGUUCCUAUAACGUGUCUGUCUUUAUUUAAAAGCUUAGCCUGCCUUAAAACUAGAGAUCAACUUUCUCAACUGUGGAAGCUUCUAGCCUUUCAGAAAAGUUCAUACUUUAUAAAAUUGCACAGUAAGCAUUUCUUUUCCAGACCUUUACCCAGCAUUACUCCCAAAUUACAAAGUAUUCCUAUGUUUAGUAUUUAUUACAAUUAAAUAAAAAGUUUGAAACAUAGCUGUUCUUUAAGGAUAAAAUACCCAGCCAGGACCAUUACUGCCAGAGAAAAAAAUUUUAUUGAAUGGACAUUUCUCUACCGUAAAAGAUGUCUCAAUCUGAAUUUAUUCGGCUACACUAAAGAAUGCAGUAUAUUUAGUUUACCAUUUGCAUGAUGUGUGUUUGUGCUAUAGAUGAUAUUUUAAAUUGAAGAAUUUGUUUUAAAUUAUUUUUACAGUGAAGACUGUUUUCAGCUCUUUUUAUAUUGUACAUAGUCUUUUAUGUAAUCUUACUGGCAUAUGUUUUGUAGACUGUUUAAUGACUGGAUAUCUUCCUCCAACUUUUGAAAUACAAAACCAGUGUUUUAUACUUGUACACUGUUUUAAAGUCUAUUAAAAUUGUCAUUUGACUUUUUUCUGUUAA
Messenger RNA from Equus caballus (horse), 4936 nucleotides. NCBI's taxonomy places the organism in Eukaryota, Metazoa, Chordata, Mammalia, Perissodactyla, Equidae. The record is from RefSeq and is a predicted model, not a curated record.